Molecule: messenger RNA, 3910 nt
Organism: Glossina fuscipes
Lineage: Eukaryota; Metazoa; Arthropoda; Insecta; Diptera; Glossinidae
Product: FAST kinase domain-containing protein 5, mitochondrial
Exons: 3
Coding region: 1778-3484 (568 amino acids)
Source: RefSeq, a predicted model, not a curated record
UUGUUAAUCCGUCAUAAUACACGAAAAAUUACACAUUACUUCUACUCAGGCAUACUUUUCAUAAACAUUCUCGUAUUAGACAAUGCUGGGUUUUCGUGAGAGCACAUAUAUGUGACUGGGUCUAGCUAAUAGGUCUGUGUGAUCCAAAAUCCCUAUCGUUCAUUUAUGUGCCACGUUGCUACUAUGGACCAAUCUUAAUCAUAAAAUUGCAAAACUCAAAGCUGUUUGCUAAAGGAAUUACUAUUUAUAUGAAUCUUUAUAUGGAAUGGCGUCCAAAAAAGAGACUAAUGUUAAAAAUAAGCUUUUAGCCUUUCAUUGGAAUCCUUAUAUAAUAUAGAAUCCAAAAAAUAUGCCUACAUGAUCCGAAUUCGACGAGGUUAGUUUCUAUGUCGAACAGUUAUUACGGACCCAUUUUCAACAUGAGUUAUCGAAAUAUUUAAUAUAGUUUUCCCACACAAAGAUUUAUUUUUCGCAUUUUUCGGUUAUAUGGUAAGGCGUUCAAAAAAUGUCUCCAUCUCAUUCGAAUUUUCAAAGCAAUUUCGAAUCUAGAAACAGUAUCACUCCAAACACACAAUUUCUUCAAAUUAAGGUAUUACAUGGAGAAUGGUUGAAAAAGCGGGCUGAUCCGAACGGUUCUCAGUGGGGUUCGUCCUUGGGGCAAGACACGUCCAAGCACCAAAUUUCUUUAGAAUAUCGCGAAGGUCGUCAUGUGUUGAGUGAAUUCAAACGGCCGGACAGAUAGACAGGCAAAGCAAUUCUGGAUCGAUAUGUGCUCAAAUAAUUUCGCAUAAAAAGCUGCUAUUUAUGCUAAAAGAAGAUGGAAAUAUCACCUUAGUGCAGACAUAUGAGAUAGAAGGAGGUAAUAUUCUCAUUAAUGUUAUUAGCAUUCUGCUUUAUUCCAAUUAACAUAGUCUAAUUUAGGUUAAAUUGAAUGUAUUCAAGGGCAUAACCUUAUUUUUCAUAUUCGUGACUAAGCUGUCUAUGCUGACAGGUUCAACAUUUUUUAGACUUGUAACUUAACUUAGAUAUCGUCUAAUUUUUUAAAAUAAAUUGGUUUUUGUUGCUCAAAAAAUUUCUGUGUCCAUAUUGUUGUCUCCUUUCACUACUCUUUUUUUUGCCAAACAAUUAUUCUCUCUGUUAUGGUUUGAAAACAUUAGUGAAAUACUCUUACUCUUUUUCAAUUCUGUUUUGAUGUGCAUAUUCGUUGUCAACAUUGUAUCGUUCUUAAUAUAAUUUUCAGAUUUAUUUCAAUUUUUCUUAAAAUUUCCGGCUUUCUCGAAGACUCACUUAUGCAAAAUACACCUUAAAUAUUUUUAUUGUUUUAUUAAAUUGUUUUUUAAUUAAGCUCAUCCGGAAAUUAUCAAAUGUUAAAUAGAACGUUAAACAACGCACACAGCUAAUAAAAACUAAACAGGUAUAUUGCAAAGAGAAUGAGCAGAAAUAUUCUCUCAAACAUUCUCUGUUUAUAUGUUGCCAUUAACAGUAAAGAGAGUUGUCAUGAACAGUUAAAACAUUUUAUAUUAUACAUAUAUAUUUACAUACAUAUACCCAUAUGAACCCACUUUUAAAGAGAGAUAUUUAAGUCAAAAGAUACUCAUCAAUCUUCAGUUCUGUCUCUUAAUAAUUAGAAAAAAGUUAUGAAGCUCUUAAAUGCAUUGGUCUCUCAAAAAAUUAAAGCAAUAAGCAGCUGAGGAAACAGUUAGUUAAUAGUAAAAAGCAUGUUUAUGUAAACGAAACAUUAUUAUAGUUAAAAGUAAAAGAAAAUAAAUAAAAUAAUAUGUUCCGUGCACUUAGAAGUGUUUUAUGUACUAAAUCGAAAUAUUCAGUGUUUUUAAACGAAACACCUGGAUGGAGGAUCGGGAGGAACCUACACAGCAGUCAAAGCAGAACAGCAAAAAUAUUUAAAGAUCAUGAAAAUAUUUAUGCUCAUCAAGUGUUGGAACAAUCUGCAAAUCCUUAUCAGUUAUUUUCUUUGCAUAAACAAGAACACUUCGCAUAUACGGAUUUAGAUGAAUCCAUAUUAAGUUUAAAGAGUGAUGAGAAAAUUAAUAAGGAUGAAUUAAAAAUUUUAUUUGAAAACUUUAAAGCUGUGGCAUUUUAUUGUAAAGCCACAAACUCCACAAUAUCAGAGCAACGUUUCAAUGCAUUUAGAAAUCGUUAUUGCGAGGGUGUAUCGUUGCUUAGCGAUGAACAAUUGUUGGAAUCAUUGAGAUUACUGCUAGUACUGCCAAAAGAAGAGUCGGUUAGAGCUGAUAAUUUCAUAGAGCUUUGGAAUGCUCUGGAUGUUGAAUGUUGCCGACGUAUUGAAAAUUGGGAUACUAAUGAAUUAUUGUUGGUUUGCGAUGCCUGGUAUAAACUGGAUUUGGCUCGUAUUUGCGAUUUUGUAAAAGAAGCCCUUCGAAAAAUGGGACGAAAAGUUCGAAAAAUGACAGCUAGUCAACUGGUCCAAACUAUGUUUUUAUGUAAUGUAAUGCGUUGCUCUUUAUAUGAAAUGAUGGAUUUUGAGGUAAAUUUAGCUCAUUAUGUUCAAAAUAUGUCUCUAGACGAGUUGGGUGUAAUGUCAAUGGGAUUCUUUAAAACGCAAACUCGCUUAAGGAAUCCUGAACUAUUAGACAACUUGUACAAAAGGUUAAUAAAUGAACUGGAUACAGCGAAAGAUAUAACAUUGGUAGCCAUAUUAAAGAUUUUGCGUUAUAGUUCGAAAAUACCUCAAGUCGAUAAAAUGAAAGAGUUAUUGGAUAAAAUGUCUCAAGAGAAAUUAGAAGCAAUGUCCUUAUUGACCUGCCUACAUGUGGCUUUGUUUGGGUGUGAAUUGCAAUUCUGUCAUAACAAAAUUGUCGAGUAUGUAUUAAUGCGUUUCGAGCGAGAGUUGGAACAAACGCGUCUAAAGGAUUUGGAACGUAUUUGCCUAGUUAUGGGUCUUUUUAACAUGAAAACGUCUACAGGCAUUGAAAAAACUCUCUGUGCGCGUGUUCUUCAUAUGUUAAACAAUCGAAUUGAUGAAAUCCUUAAAUAUCCAAACUGUUUUCUCAAUUGCUUGCAUUACCUCACGCUUUGCGGUUUUUAUAAUCAAGAGAUGUUGGCUGCUGCUUUAGAUGAAAAAUUUUUGAAGCAUGCUUGUGGCUCGAAUUUGGUCAUGAACAGAAACGUUUUUCAUCUCGACACUUUUGUAAAAGUGAAUUUAAAAGAUAAAAAUUACUUGGGACCUCAACUAGCCGACAAAUAUCGUAAGACAAUGGGUAAAAUGUUAACAUAUUACAUACCUGAGCGUAAUUCAAAGUACAAACUUAGCGCUACCGACCAUAUAUUAUUGGAAAUUAAGGAUAUUAUAAGUACUUUGCUACCUCAUAAUACAUUGAAGCAUAUACUACCCAACUAUGCACGUCCAGAUAUAGUAAUUUGUUACGAUAGUCAGCAACGCACAUCGUUACCAUUAUCUAACAUUUGCCCAGAAGACUAUAGCGAUUUGCUACACCUGUUUUGACAUCCAGAAGCUAUAUAUGCCCUUGAUGGCCAUAAGUUUUUGGAUCUCGAAUUUAAAAGUGCCAGUCCGUUUGUUUACUCUUGUAAAACGCUGUAAUUUAAUAUACGAUUCUCAAAAGAAAGAAAGAAGAGAAGAAGAGAGAUAGAGGGGCAUGAUCUCUAUUUAAACUUGCCUAUAAUAGCUGAAAAAAUGCUGUCGAAAAUAUGCAAGGUAUCGUAGACAUUGAUCUAAAACUUGCUAAAAGUAUUUUAUAACGAUAACCUAAUAAUUUGACGCGAAAACGUUUCGAAUUGACCAAUCGACGCAUUCACUGCCAUGGGAAAACCUUUUAAACGAUUGAAGUGGCGAAUAUUUAACGUUCGUCUGAAAGCGAAUAUUAUUAUUAUUAUUUUCUUUUUUUUUUGGUUUAUCGCUUAUCAAUUUUCU